AUAAUUGAUAAACAAACAGAACAGAGUCGCCGAUAGAGAGAAAGAGUGGAAGAUGGGUACAACAGACGAGGUCGCAGGAUCGGCUCCAAAGAUAGUGUGGAACGAAGCGAAGCAGAGGUUCGAGUCAGAGGACCAGAAAGCCUACAUAGACUACGUUCUCAGAGAAAAGGGGAAAGUGAUGGACUUGGUUCACACCUAUGUCCCAUCUUCCAAGAGAGGCUUGGGCUUGGCCUCCCAUCUCUGCGUUGCCGCCUUCAACCACGCCAAAGCCAACUCCAUGUCCGUCAUCCCCACCUGUUCUUACGUCUCUGACACUUUUCUCCCGAAGAACCCUUCAUGGAAUUCUCUCCUGUACUCCCCUGAGACGAAGUCUAGUAUAUAGAGCUAGAAACUACUCUGUAAUAAACUGUACUUCUAGUGAGAAAUCACUGAAAUGUGUGUAAGCUUGAACAGGGAAAACGUUCCUCUGCUCCUCUUUUUUAACGUCCGAUGCUUGUUCAAGCCAACAGAUAUAAACGUAGAAUAUUUUAUGGUUUGAUUA
Messenger RNA from Rosa rugosa (rugosa rose), 541 nucleotides. RefSeq names its product acetyltransferase At1g77540. The record is from RefSeq and is a predicted model, not a curated record. The transcript is spliced from 2 exons. The coding region runs from base 53 to 382 and encodes 109 amino acids. Lineage: Eukaryota; Viridiplantae; Streptophyta; Magnoliopsida; Rosales; Rosaceae.